Spirometra erinaceieuropaei is the source of this 5122-nucleotide messenger RNA. NCBI's taxonomy places the organism in Eukaryota, Metazoa, Platyhelminthes, Cestoda, Diphyllobothriidea, Diphyllobothriidae. The record is from the annotation of a GenBank genome assembly.
AUGCAGCAUUCAUUUGAUGCCUGUUUACUGCUCCUACUGGCGUUGGCUGUCUGCAAUGCCUACUGGCGUCCACGGGAUACCGAGCCAGUUAUCCUAACUGACCCUGUGGGAACUCUGACUUUUAACUCAUCACUGGAGCCUGCUCCACUCACAUACCGAGAGUGGAUCCUGGCGCCCUUUGCUGACCGUAAAGAGGCCGACGAAAACGGGCGUCCCCCGCUCUUUCGAAUUUUUGUUGAGGAGAUAAGGCUGGAUGCAGGUGGCGAUCAGUGUCCAAAUAAUAAGCGCAUUACUAUUGGGAACGCCGACCAGCCGGACGGCCUGGAUUCCGUGGCUUAUUGUAAGCAUUUACGAAAUUUUGAAAUUAGUGUGUUGGCUCACCGUGUCUAUAUCCGUCUCCAGUGUCCCCCUGGUACUGGUCCCGUCUACAUUCGACUUCACUUCGGCAUUGUUGUGCCCUCUACGCAGCAGACUGGUCUCCAGCGUCCGGGCAGACAGAUCUGCCUCGACCCUUUUCACGACACCAUCACGGACUCCUUGCAUUCUCACCUCUGGGCCUGUCGGCCAGUAUUCUACGGCCAGUUGAGUGAAACCCAGUGUCUGGCAACUAGCCAAAUCUGCAAUGGUGUUGAAGACUGCCCUAGUGGCGAAGACGAAUCCCUUGCCACCUGCACCAAACAGACAGCUACGGUUAUAGAGACCAUGCAUAGUUUGGGCAGCUGGUUGAACAGUACACAAGCUGCUUGGCCUGCUGGCACCGAUCCAAACGCAAGCUCUGCCAGCACGCUUCUCAACAUCGCCCUUCAUCCCUGCCAUCCGGGCGAAUUUCAGUGCAAAGUCCGAAACCGUGAAAAUGGCCAAACCACUUUUGUCUGUAUAUCAAAUGCCUGGGUUUGUGAUGGCCAAAUCGACUGCCCACGAGGGGAGGACGAGGCGCCAGAACUCUGCUCAAAUCAAAAAGCUCCCGUGGGAGGUUGUCCUCCAGACACUUUUUCGUGCCCCUACGAUGCAAAGUGUUUGGACUACCGGUUCAUCUGUGAUGGAAAACAGGACUGCUUUAAGUCGGUGGACGAGUCAGCUGCAGCAUGCCGCUGGAAGAGGCAGCACCACCCAGCCACAUCAGUUACUUAUCAGCAGAACAGCAAUUACAGCGACACUAGGGACGUGGUGAUCGACAAACUAGGCAUUCAUGCCAACUUGACAAUGUCAGUGUUCAUAGAGUGGGGCCUGACCAAUCGUCUCUGUCCGCCGCAGAAGCCCUACCUCUGCCGUUAUUCACAGACCUGCCUCACCCUCAGCGCACUCUGUAAUGGCAAAGUGGAGUGUCCCGACCAGAUGGACGAAAGCGUCAUCAUUUGCGCCCUCUUCGAGAGCAUCAAGUCUGCGAUGGACAAGUCCACAGAGCUGCUUGCGCCGUCUGCACCGGGCACCUGUCAUGGCGCCACAUACACCCAUCCUUGGGUUACGGGGGUCUACAGCCACCAGUGUUUCCUCUGCUAUGGCGUCCUCAUAUCGGGAGCCAAUUCAUCCUGGUGGGUAAUUGUCCCGGCUUCGUGUGGCAAACACCUAUCCCCCGGAAACCUCACCGUGAUACCGGGAAAUUCAUCUGAAUCCUAUCGGUAAACGUUCACUGUUGUUGAUAUUUUAAGGACCAAAAGUAAUUGAGCAUUUUGUUGCUUUUCCGGGUUUAAUUACUGCAGGUUUACUCCAUCUGCUAAUUACGGGAAAAGAGCGUGUCCGUGGACUUCAACAUCUUAAAGAUUGACUGUACAAAUUCUCUACCAUUAGGUAUAUUACGGAAAGUCACAUUUUCAUCGAACUAACACCUCAAAUACCCUUGCGCUCCCCAAUGGGUAAUUUUUGCCAUACACAAAAGACGCGCACAGUCGGGGAAAUUCGCAUUUACCUGAGUCAACGGUGUUUCAGCAGCACAACUUAGGGAAUUGCUAUCUGUUCAAACUGAAAAUUAGUCAAAGUCAGUCCACAAUUUCCAAGACGAUUUCGGACAGUACCGAUGGCUAUUGGAGCAGGAUAAUUUGCCAAUAACCUGAGGUCUGCAACGCCUCACAAAGUGUCAUUUGGGCAAAUGGUUGGUCCUUGAUCUUGUUCAUUCAUGCGCAGGAUCUGUGAGAUCCCUGUAUCCACCAGCACUUAUCAUCUCCUACUUAUCUGAUAUGGAGACAGGCCUCUCGCAAGACUGGCAUGUUUACUGACAGUCUGUUCUCGUAGUCGCGGUAGAUUGAGCACUAGUGGAUGCGACAUAGAUUAUGCUGACAUUCUGAAAAAAAUUUUCGGGAAAUUCCCCAUUCAAGCUAGGAAUUUAAUUAGCGAUAACUUUGUAAGUGCACAUGCUGAGCCGUUUUAACAGUUCAUCGGAUCAGGUUUCUGAGCAAUCCCUACGAUUUCAGAAGUAUAUAUUAUCCAAUAACUUCCUCGAAAGACCUAUGGAUGUAUUAGCAGAAAAGGCUACGUGCGACUGCAUUGCGAUUGACGCUGGGUCCGGUUCGAAUUUCAAAAAAAUAUUCCUACAUCUAAACCAUGCCAGAGCAGGGCUUUUUCGAAUGCUCUUUGCUGAGCCCAUCAUAAUUAAGAAGUUUCGAUUUAUUGACCCUGCCGCGGCAGCUCAGACAUUGAGGCUCACAUCACAUGACCGAUCAUUUUGCCCUACAGGCUUCAUUUCUGUUCUCAUGACUCUGUCCUUUUAAAGUCGGAUGCUGACUGGGGCUGGGACUUUUGUGAAGAGUGGAUUGUGAGUACUUCAACGAUGGCCAGGGCAGAUGUUGGUUGACAUAUUUAUCUGGAACAAGGUGCAGAAAGCAGGAGUGUGUUUCUCAACCGACCCUUUCAGAUGAACCUACUGGCAAUAAGCUCAACACAAGGGUCCGACCGUCAGGCAUUUCCCAUUUAGGAUGGCUGUCUGGUGAUCUUCGUCGCUGUAGGAUUUUCAGGUUGAACUCGGGUCUUCUUGAAUGAUAGAUCCUUUACUUUUUACUUGGCUGCCUGCUUAACACACUUUCCGGGAUCUCAUUGCAACUUCAGCAGUGCUUUAUUGGUAACGGUACUGCGUAACGGUGGCAAAUCACACAAAGGUAAACGGGAUAUUCAAACACCUAAAACCAACAGUAGUUUCUUCUUCCUAUUUCGUAUUUUAUAGAAAUUAAAAUCGGUGUAUAAAAACGUCAAAGUCACUUCCGGACGAUAUUUUUCAUGCACUUCUUCAGCCAUUUGUUUCACCUAGGAAACAUUAGUCUUGGGUUCUGGACAAAAAUGUCCUUUCAAUCCAUUUUCCGGGUUACUGUCCACUAUCUCCUCUGACACUGUUGUUGAACGCACUUCAUCCUGUAAAAUCUUACUCUGAAUUUGGCCUUGACGUUUUUUUCAAGCUAGGACGACUUACUCAUCAGUUUAAGGGUUUGUCAUCAUUUCUCCAACGGCUCAUGAUAAGUCUACGUAGACCACUAAAUUGGAAAGCAAUCCAGUGGGUACGAAUAAUUAGUAAACGUCCUGCAGACAGACAAACGGCGUAACCGUAAUUAGGCUUCGGCAUAUUUCCAGAGCCCCCCUGUCUAUACCGAGUCCAGCGGCAGACCUCCGCCUUUUCAGCUAGGCCUACCGCUAUUCUCUCAUUUAGGGCGCCAUCCGUCGAGCACAUGUGGUAAUUUAUAAAACCAAGGUAAUCCCGCCAAGAUAGUGUACGGACAUUCCGUGAGAGGUCCUCCGCUGAGCCGAUUCAGUCAGCGCGCCUUAUCGAACUUUUGCCCAUUUAAGCAUCUUCUACUAUUUAAGUGUCUCCUACUUACUGAUCUAUUUUUGGGAAUGCUUCGGAUGAGUGCAUCUGUAAGGGUAGUUGACAUUGUGAGGCUCAGCUAAUGACAUUACCCUUUUUCUCCUUUGCUUUAGAGUUGAUUCGAGGCAGGACCAACCCAACCUGGCAAAUGUCUCUAGCAGCAUCCCACAGGGCUUCAGUCUCCUCAAAAUUGGUACAUCGUCCAGUAACAUCACGUCAUUACAGGGGACGAACCACACUAACAAUGUAACCUCACCAUUCUCCUCUCUUGAGGGUUUUAACUUCACGAGGACAACCAACGAGACAGCAGAGUCCACAUGUGAACUAAUCACUCCAGUGCGGUGUCAGCGUCCCCUGGAUGGCGAACGGUUUGCUCCCCAAAGGGUGCAGCCCACUAGUUUAUCCGUGUGCCAACAAACUUACCCACACUUUACUGGUUUCAAUCUCUCCGGUCUCAUCUGUGUCCCGCAGGAAAUCUGCCUUCAACGUAACCUCGGCGCAGUACUAGUCUGCAACGGGACUGGAAAUAGCACCAAAAACAGACUCGGAUUUGCCAUUCAUGGAGGCAACUGCGCGACAGGCCAGCUUAACUGGCCUGUCAUUGUCAGCACAACAACCGAAGAGACUGUCACGUGGAUUGAGGUGGCCGUCGGCAAUCGACCACCGCCACCACCCCCGAGCCCUCCAGCCGCAAUUUGCGGCUAUGCACCGGAUGGAAAGUUCCCCUGGUUCGUCUACUUCAAUAUGCGAUCAGGUGCCUCCUACUGCCUCGGUGUCUACGUUGAGAAUGACACAUUUCCCCUCAUCACCUCGGAGCGCUGUCUGGUGAAUUGCCUGAGAGCCAACGGUUUGCGAAAGGCCUGUAAUCUAGAGGCAGCACGACUGCCAGCCAUUGGCUGGCUACGCCACCCCAAGGCGGCUCCUCAAACCCGCCUCUCUUUGCCUGUCAAACCCGCAGACAUGAACAUGAACAUUUGUCCCGCAAAAGCCGUUCAUGAGAGACUGGCGAAUGCCACAGCCGCGCGUCCCGUGUGGACUCAAUGCACGCUGGCCUAUCUCUAUAACAGCACCUCGAAGGCCUUCGGUAUCGAAAUGAUCAAAGUAUUGCCGUUCACUGCCUGCCAGGGCGAAGACUUCUACUGGCCCCUGCGAGACAGAAUGUUGCUUUGUGUGGUUUCUAUGGGGGAACAGCCACUCAACUGUCAGCACUGGACUGAUGCGGCUCUUGUGCAGUGCCAGCGAGCCAGCACACUUCAGUGGGAGCUGGUGGGACUGGCUCCGGCCUGUCGCAGUAGUUCAGCCUACAAAUGGUUCCUCCGGGUGUUGCCCUGGUGA